AUGAGAGUACAAGCUAAAAACGAGUUUGAGAAGGAUUUCUGGAAGUUGCUAAUUAAUAGCGUUUUUGGUAAAUGUAUGGAGAAUGUUCGAGCAAGAACUUCUAUAAAACUGGUUUCUUCAGAACAAAAAGCAAGGAAAUUAAUGGCGAAAACUAGUUUUAAAGACAGAACUAUAUAUUCUAAGAAUCUCAUGGCCAUUCAUCAGCAUAAGGAAACAAUUAAAUUCGACAAGGCAAUUUAUGUAGGAUUUGCAAUUUUAGACGUUUCGAAAACAUUUAUGUAUGACUUCCAUUAUAAUGUAAUGAAGAAAUGGUAUGGUCAUGUAAUUACAGAUGAGGGUAUAAAACCAGAUAAAAAGAAAGUUGAAGCUGUUAUGCAUUUUCCAGUACCUAAGAACGUUAAGCAAAUAAAAAGUUUUUUAGGUCUUAGUGGAUAUUAUCGCAAAUUCAUAGAAAAUUAUAGUGCUAUAGCUAAUCCAAUGGUGAAACUAUUGAGAAAAGACGUAAAAUUUAAUUGGGAUGAAAAUUGUCAGAAAGCUUUUGAUAAAUUAAAAGAAAUACUUUGUUCAGAACCGAUUUUGCAAUAUCCCGAUUUUACAAAACAAUUUAUACUUACGACAGAUGCUAGUGGUAAAGCAUUAGGAGCAAUUAUUUUAUCUCAAGGUACAGUAGGAUCGGAUUUACCAAUAGCUUAUAGUUCGAGAACCCUAAAUAAAGCAGAAUGUAAUUAUUCAGCUACAGAAUUAGAAUGUUUAGCGAUUAUAUUCGUCGUAAAAACAUUCCGCCCGUACUUGUAUGGUAGGAAGUUUACAAUACUAACAGACCAUAGACCGUUAUCUUGGUUAUUUAAUUUGAAAGAUCCGUUAUCUAGAUUAGUAAGAUGGCGUAUCGAACUGGAAAAAUAUAAUUAUGAAAUAAUUUAUAAAAUGGGAAAAUUAAACACUAAUGUGGAUGCACUAUCGCGAAUGUAUAAUAUUAGCGAAAUUAAAGAUGAAAGUUAUACGAACUUUCUAGAAAAAUUAGAAACUACAAUAAUUAGUAAUAAAAAUGUUAAAGAAGUACACGAAACAGUUUUGACGGACCAAGGUACCGAAUUUCUUAGUAAAACUUUUACGGAGGUAUGCAAGUUGUUAAAAAUUAAUAAGAUUAAGACUUCCGCUUAUCACCCGCUUUCAAACGGCGCACUUGAACGUAGUCAUAAAUCGCUAGCAGAAUACUUAAGACACUAUGAAGCACAUCACAUAGCCAGGGAGAGAUUAAUUAGAAGUAAAGAAAAAAGUAAAAAAUAUUACGAUAAAAAAGUAAAAACGGAAACGUUAGAGAUAGGGAAUUUAAUAUUACUCAAAGAUCAUACUCAAAGGAAUAAGUUAAGUCCAUUUUGGAGGGGACCAUACGAAAUUUUGGAGGUAUUAGAUUCAGAAAAUGUAGUUAUAUCGCGAAAUCGAAAAAAGUUGUGUUGGUUAUGGACCACAAUUCAAGGAGUGUCAAAUAGUUUUAAUGACAAUAUACCAGAAUAUGAAGGAAUAUCAGAAAUAAAAAUCUAUUUUAAUGACAAACUCGGAGUUAAGAGAGGAAUGGUGGGAGUAUCGAAUCACCAAAAUGAUAGGAUAGUUGUACCACAAUUCCGGAAUGGAGGAUGUAAUAUAGAAUCGUUACAGUAUAUAUGUAAUACACUAUAUAAAAAAACUGAUAAUGUUGGUUAUUUGGGAGAAUAUGCGUAUCUUUUGGAGAAAUCAUGUACCAUACAUGUGAAAACUAUGAAUGGCACAGACGAACAAGUUAAAGUAGGAAAAAUGGAUUAUUAUUUAAUAAUAAAUCAAACAAUGGAUAUGGAGAAGGAAAACAAUAAUAAGUCAAUAUCAACUAAUGGUAACACGAUAACAACGAAGAGGACUGACCAAAAGUUAAGAGAAAUACCUACAGAAAAUACAACUAUAAAUGAAGACGGUCACAUUAGUACUACAGAAAUGAGCAAAAAUCACAAUAGAAUAACAACGAGCACAUCAAUAGAACUAAACACUACGAGAUUAGAGGAAGUUGAAACACAUAUUCAGAUAACAUAG
This is a messenger RNA of Metopolophium dirhodum (rose-grain aphid), 2061 nucleotides long. RefSeq lists its product as uncharacterized. The transcript has 5 exons. Gene Ontology annotation, biological process: DNA integration. Gene Ontology annotation, molecular function: nucleic acid binding. Bases 1 to 2061 code for a protein of 686 amino acids. The record is from RefSeq and is a predicted model, not a curated record. Lineage: Eukaryota; Metazoa; Arthropoda; Insecta; Hemiptera; Aphididae.